This is a messenger RNA of Theobroma cacao (cacao), 2463 nucleotides long. Lineage: Eukaryota; Viridiplantae; Streptophyta; Magnoliopsida; Malvales; Malvaceae. The record is from RefSeq and is a predicted model, not a curated record.
AGUAUUUUAUAAAAUUAAAAUACUGACUCAGUUUUACUCAACCACCAAAGCAAAAUCUAAGUCCAAUGCGAAAUAGGAAAUAAAAAGGAUAUAUUAAUAUGUGUACAUAUAUUACACUCUCGGCUUCUCUUUCUUUUAAAAUUCCCAUACCAAUCAUCCUGACCUCUCUCUAAGGUCUCACUUUCCUCCUUAAGUUUACUCUGGUUUUUGGUUUUCCUCUUUAAGGACGUUUCCUUUAAUUUUCCAUUGUUGAGCGGUUCAAGAAUCGAAAUUGCUUUUAAUUUUUUUCCAUUUAGAGAAGGAUUUUCCUUUUGGCGGUUAAGUGAGUGAUAGAAAGAUAGAUGGUGAGUUUAGAGGGAUUGAGUGGAUUGCCAAUGUCCGGUAUAACAAAGCCGAUAUCAAUGGCAGGUCCCACCAAGGCUGAUAUACUAAAAAGCCGACAAUUGAAAAAGUUUUUGGUGGAAGCUAGGCUUUAUGAGAGCAAAGAAGAAGCUGCAAAGAGAGAAGAAGUUCUCGGUAAAAUCCAAGAGAUUGUAACAAGUUGGGUGAAGCAACUUACUCGUUUGAAAGGAUACACAGAUAAGAUGGUUGAAGAUGCAAAUGCAGUUAUUUUUACUUUUGGUUCUUAUCGACUUGGGGUAUAUGGACCUGGAUCUGACGUAGACACUGUAUGUGUGGGACCAUCCUAUGUGAACCGGGAGCACGAUUUCUUCUUUGUAUUGCACAACAUCCUGUCAGAAAGGAAAGAAGUUACAGAGUUACAACCUGUUCCCGGUGCUCGUGUCCCUGUAAUGAAAUUUAAGUUUGAUGGAAUAUCAAUCGACCUUCUUUAUGCAAGAGUCUCUCUUUUGGUUGUGCCUCAAGACCUUGACAUCUCUGAUGUGUCGGUAUUUUACAAUGUUGAUGAGUCUACUGUUCAAAGUCUUAAUGGCCGUCGGGUGGCAGAUCAAAUUCUGAAACUAGUACCAAAUGUUGAGCAUUUUUGCACAACACUUCGAUGUCUGAAGUUCUGGGCUAAAAGGCGUGGUGUUUAUUCCAAUGUGACUGGAUAUCUUGGUGGUGUUAGUUUGGCUCUUCUAGUAGCUCGAGUUUGCCAGCUUUAUCCUAAUGCGGUUCCUAGCAUGCUUGUGUCACGAUUUUUUAGGAUCUAUACACAGUGGCGUUGGCCAAACCCAAUUAUGCUUUGUGCAAUUGAAGAAGAUGAACUUGGAUUUUCUGUAUGGGAUCCUCGUAAAAAUCCUCGUGAUAGGACUCAUCUUAUGCCAAUAAUUACGCCUACCUAUCCAUGCAUGAAUUCUAGCUAUAAUGUGUCCACAAACACCCUUCGAGUCAUGACGGAGCAGUUCCAAUACGGUAACAACAUUUGUGAGGAGAUUCAGUUGAAUACAGUAAAGUGGAGUGCUCUAUUUGAGCCUUAUAGGUUCUUUGAAAGUUACAAAGACUACCUGCAGGUUGACAUUGUUGCAGCUAAUGCCGAUGACUUGCGUGCUUGGAGAGGCUGGGUGGAAUCCCGGCUAAGGCAGCUGACUUUGAUGAUUGAGCGAGACACUUACGGGAAGUUGCAGUGCCAUCCUUAUCCUCAUGAGUAUGUAGAUACAUCUAAGUCACGUGCCCAUUGUGCCUUCUUUAUGGGUUUACAAAGGAAACAGGGGGAAAUUGUUCAGGAAGGUCAGCCAUUUGAUAUACGAGGGUCGAUUGAUGAAUUUCGGCAUUCGGUAAGCAAGUACAUGUUUUGGAAACCUGGGAUGGAAAUCUCUGUAUCAUAUGUCCGUAGAAAGCAGCUUCCGGCUUAUGUUUUUCCAGAUGGCUAUGAACAUCCUCAGAAUCGAUGGCUUACUCCCCACCAUAAGUUGUCUCAUAGCAAUGGUAAUGCAUGUACUGAAUCUGGUGGGAAAUGCCUUAAAAGGAAAAAGGAUCUUGAUGGAGAAUAUAGUGAGCAUAGUAGGCUGGAGAAACGGCAGUAUCUUGAUCGGAACAAAUCUGUUUCUCCUGAGAUUAUUAGUUGUGAGCUUAACAGAAUGUCUUCAGGUUGCUCUACAUUCGAUCAAGAUGAAAUGAAUGGAGCUGCUGAAGGGAAUGCAUCAUCUACUUCCAGUGUUAUCAGCUCUUGCUCAAAUGAGGAUAUUGGGAAUGAAUGUCCAGCAGGUAUCAGUGAAGGAAGCAAUGGAGGUGAUAAUGGGAGUGUAGAAGGGAGUACUAGUCCAUCAUCUUCUCAGAGUGAUUCGAAUGAUGCAGAUUUGAAAUCUUCUUUGGAGGAUGAACAUGCUGAUCACCGUAAUAAGGUUGAGUUUGAAGUCAGCAGCAUGAGAGAAGUUAUUAGGUUGUGAUAUGUUAAAUAUACAGAAAAUUGGAAUCUAGUUGUGGUGAGAUGACUCUGUGUUGCUCGUGAGAUUUUUUUUGCCCUUUCUAGGGAGCUUGUUCAUAUUUCUGGGUCUAUAGUUUGAUUCAGCUGCAAUUCGAUUA